This is a messenger RNA of Actinia tenebrosa (Australian red waratah sea anemone), 669 nucleotides long. RefSeq lists its product as uncharacterized. The record is from RefSeq and is a predicted model, not a curated record. NCBI's taxonomy places the organism in Eukaryota, Metazoa, Cnidaria, Anthozoa, Actiniaria, Actiniidae.
UUGUCUGAAGGCGCCGUCUAAUAGCACGAAGCAACAUGUAUCGGCAAGUUUAAACAAUUAACAAAACAAAUGUUUCAUUGUUUAGUAAUGGUAUAAAGAGAUAGAUAAAAGCUGGCUAGCUUGGAAGACAUCGAGUGAGCAGUUCAGUCGUUUUUGAACCAUCUAUGCUACUAAAUCGUGCGAUGGAAAGAGUGAUCCUGAUCGUGUUGCUUGCGGGCGUUUGUGUCUUUGCAAGACCAUCACAGGAAGAUUCUGGAGAAUGUGAUGUUGCCAGUUCGCAUCGAUUGGAGUGCGGCUGGCUUGGUAUUGAUGARCAAACCUGCUUAAACAGAGGUUGUUGCUGGGACUCAAGCGACCGUAAUGCAAAGUUCUGCUUUGUCAAGAAAGGACAACACCUUCUUGAAGGACAGUGUCCCGUUGCGCCUUCUGAACGCCAGGAGUGUGGUUACAGCGGUAUUACCAGAGACGAAUGCCUCAAAAAAUACUGCUGCUGGGAUGACUCGGUACCUAAUGCCAAAUGGUGCUUCAAAGAGCCAAAUUUGCCUCCUGCCGGCUGCUAUAUCUAUCAUGGUGUGUCUGGGGUCUGUCGUUACACUUGUCACGCUGAAGAGAGCAAGGCUUAUGGGAUGUCUUUUUGCAGUGGACGAAUUUGCUGCUACAAAAAAACUU